ACACCCAUUCAGUGGCAUUCACCCAACCGCACCCAACAACCAAACAAAAGCUAAGAUAAAAGUAUGGACAGGACAAUAAGCUUCGAUGAAAUUCAAGAUGUUUUUCGUCUUAUCAGAAGUGUGAAAGAUAAAUGGGAGAGCAUUGGAGCUGGGUUUGGAAUCGACCCUUCUACCUUAAGCAAGGUUAAGGAAGAUGAACAUGACGUAAAAGACAAGUGUCUCUAUGCUACUUUGAAUAUCUGGUUGCAUGGAAAAUCUAGCAGCAAUUUUCAUAGUUGGAGAACAUUGUUAAAAGUGUUGAAAUCUGAAGAUGUGAAUGAGGGCACUCUUGCUGAGUCAAUCAUGGCUAAGAAAGCUGGAAAAACAGGGUUUCAAAGAGGUCCAAGUCUGGUAAGAUGUGGCCUGACUACUCCAAAUCAUGAAUUAUCGUCACAUGAAGAGCAGAGAUCAGCAGUUAUACUUACCUUGAAUCAUCUGCCAUUUCUUUUGGAGCAUCUUGAAUGUGUUGCUUCAAAGUGGAAACAAAUUGGUGUUUACUUAAACAUUCCACAAGGUCAUCUUGACAAUAUAAUAAGUACACCUACUCUUUUGUCAGGUGGUCCUGUAAGUUUCUUACAUGAAUUACUAACCUAUUGGCUAAGGCAAAGCAAUCCAAAUGCAGAUAAGCUCUUGACUGCUCUGAAAAAAACUGGAGAGCAUCAACUCUCUUGUACUUUAAAGAAAUUUUUUGAUCUUGGAAAUCACAAUGCAGCUAUAAAUAAUGCAAGUCAUUCUGUGAUGAAAACUUCACUAGAACCAUAUUUAUUGGAGCAAUAUGUCAGAAGUCUUUACAAAAACCAAACAAUUGAUGGGCAACAGCAUCAAUGGCCACCCACAUUGGAAGUGGAAUACAUUAAUUUGGUCCUUAUUACACAGGAAAAUGUGUUACAGCAUGCACAUCAGAAAGCUUUGAUACAAAAAAGUGGGGAUAUUACAUUCAUCACAGAACAAGAUGAAUUUCGAGGGAAGUGCCUUGCUUUUGAAGAUAUAAUGAAUUAUGAAUGCAAUCGAAAAAAGGUCAUUAUUAUUGAAGGAUGUCCAGGUAUUGGAAAAACUACUCUUGCAAGCAAGCUCUGUCAAGAAUGGUCAGAAAAAAGACAGAUGUUGGAAUUUAAGCUACUACUCUAUAUACCUUUGCGUUCUCCUUUAAUGAGGACAGCUCAAUCCAUUGAUGAACUUUUAGAGUAUUAUGGUGAUAAUUAUACCAGUAAUGAUGUUCUUCUCAUUAAAAAAAAUCAAGGUAGAGAUGUUGUUUUUAUUUUAGAUGGGUGGGAUGAAUUGCGGCCUUCUUGUCGAAGCAUUGACAUGUUUUUUCCAGGCCUAAUUUAUGGAAAAUUUUUACCAGAGUCUACUAUUGUAGUGACAUCUCGUCCAGGAGCCACUAUUGACAUUAGAAGGCAUGCUAACAGAAUUGUGGAAAUUUUGGGUUUUACAGAAGAUCAAAUUAAACAAUACAUAAUGUCAUAUUUUAAGACCAAUGAAAAAGCUGGCCAAAAGCUGGUAGAAGAUUUAAAAUCGUAUCCCAAUGUUGCUAGUACCUGUUAUGUGGCUAUAAAUUUGACAAUAGUUUGCUAUGUUUAUCAUGUUAGUGAUCAUCAAUUGCCAUCUACUCUUACUGAAGUAUAUGAGCUUUUUAUUAUUCAUACUUUGAAGCGUCACUUUAAACGAUUGUCUGAUUCUAAUGAAAUUGAUCUAGAAACCAUUGGAGAUUGUGACAAAUCGGUAAAUGGAAUAAUAAAAGUUUUGGCAAACAUGGCACUAAAAAGUCUGCAAAAUAAUGACCUUAGUUUUACAAAGCAGGAACUAAUAAAUGCAGUAGGUGUUGUUGAUGAAGAAGAGGCUCUUUUUGAUGGCUUUGGCUUGCUCAAGAAUGUAAUUGCUUUUGAGAAGAGUGGAACAAAAUCAUACUAUCACUUCCUUCACUUGACAAUUCAUGAAUUCCUUGCAGCUUAUAGUGUCUCUUUGAUGACUGAUACAAAUCGAUGGGACUGGUUGACGAAAUAUUUGCGAGAUGAGAGAUUUGAAAUGGUUUUAAAAUUUUACUGUGGCAUGGACAAAUUUCAGUCACAUUCUACUCGCAUUCUUUUCUCUACUCAGAAUAUAUAUGGUGUCCCAUUUACACUGGAAUGCAUAUAUGAAGGGCAAUGGAGAGAUGGCUGUAAAAAUGUAGCCAAACAAACAUCAAGCUCUUUAUCCAUUGUUCGACCAAUUCAACCUUACAGAGCUCUUGUCUAUGGCUAUAUAAUGGCAACUUCAGAGAGCCAAUGGGAACUUCACUGGUGUAAUAAUGCCUUUGGAGAGCAAGAACUAAGGUGUCUUAGACGUUAUCUUGUUUGUGCUCCACUUACUUUAGCUAAAAUUGUCUUAAUAAAUAAUACAGCACUGUCAAGCAAUAUUAUUGACUCACUAUCUGAGAUUCUUAAGUCUCAGAAGGAACUUACUUACGUUGCUAUUAAUAAUUGCCACCUUCAUGAUAGCUUUGUUAAAGAGAUUUGCAGAUCUAUUCGUGGUCUACAAUUCAUUCAAGUCCUUGAAAUAGUUAAAAAUGAUAAACUCCCGAUCAAAGAUCUUUGUGCCAUGCUUCAUACUUUGCCAUCACUCCAACAGCUAAAACUCUAUGGUAAUAAUAUUGAUAAAGUUGGCCAGGAUGAAGUGAUGUUUGCUGUUUCUGAAGAAACUGAAGUUAUAUUUCACUGCUAAAAAGAUACAAAUUUUAGACUGCCAAUAAAUCUUAAUUUUUCAAACUCUGCUUUGUAUAUGCAAAAUUAAAAGUUAUAUUUUAUUUAUAUAAAAAAAAUGAAUUUUACAAAACCCAAAGUAAUCAAAGAUUUACAAAAUUAUAGUUUGAGUCUUUCUGCAAGUGAGUACAUAGUUUUUUUUUAAGAGUCUCUCUAACUAAGAAAAAUCUGGAAUAUAUAUACUGUUUCUUGCUACCAUGCAGUCAACCCAUGAAAGUAACUUUUAUCCCUAUUGUACACUACAGACUCAAUCCCAAACCCACAAAAUUAAAAUUUUUACGUUCUUUCAUUAACCAAAUACUUGAGCAUAAUAAACUACUACUUAUAUACUAUCCACCAGAUUUCCUUAUAGUCCAUACAUUUGCUGAUCCUCAUUUAGUGUCAUUGGAUGGGACACAAUAUACAUUCAAUGGUCAUGGUGAAUUUAUUAUAGUACAAUCACUCAAUGGUUCACUAAUGGUUCAAGCAAGAAUGACGGAACCACUAUCAACUAGUGACAGUAAUGAGACUCUCAUUGGUAGUGGGACACAGUCAUUACUGCAAUAGCAGCUAAACACAAUGAAUCAGACAGUGUCCGGUUUGAGGUUGUUAACAAUCAACUGAUAGUGUUAGUGAAUGGAGACAAAAUUGAUUUCUCGGAAGUAGCUGAGCAAUAUUUUAAGAACUUAACAGUCCUGGAUAAAGGAAAUGAUACAAUUUCAGCUACAAUAGCCAAUAGAAUAACAAUAACUGUUACAGAGAAUGUCAAUAUGUUAGCUAAUGUAUCGGUUACUCUUUCAGAUAGUUACUAUGGGAGCACUGUUGGUUUAUUGGGUCUGUAUAAUGGUAAACCAGAGGAUGAUCUGCUAUCAAGAAAUGGAAACACA
Messenger RNA from Amphimedon queenslandica, 3643 nucleotides. Its product is annotated as NACHT, LRR and PYD domains-containing protein 1-like. The transcript has 5 exons. The record is from RefSeq and is a predicted model, not a curated record. The coding region runs from base 64 to 2739 and encodes 891 amino acids. Gene Ontology annotation, biological process: signal transduction. Gene Ontology annotation, molecular function: protein binding. Lineage: Eukaryota; Metazoa; Porifera; Demospongiae; Haplosclerida; Niphatidae.